AUUAGAGAAUAUUUCUCUAAGAGAUAAAUCAAGCAAGUAGUGUAUAAAUUUUGUAUUAUAUUGUUCUCCAUUCAUAAUAAGUAUUAACAAUGUUUAUUGAUAAAGUUUUGUAUAUUAUGAGACAAAAUGUUGCCAUUAAAGUUGUUAGAGAAUCAAAUAAACUUUUAUUACGUGGCAAUACUAACAAUUUACAAUACUCAGUUCAAAGAAAUUUUAGAAACGUCUCUUACGAGCAGAAAUUGAAGAGAAAUCGUAUUUUAUUACUGUUUCUCGUCCCUUGUUUUGUUACAAGUUUGAUCGGCUGGAAGAGUAUAAAGGGAACCUAUUUCCCUUUAGUUGGCGCAGCGGAGAGGAUCACUGAGAAUGAAUCUGAUGAAGAAAAUAAUGCUAUGGAAGAAGAACAAAACAAAGAAAAGAAAAAGAAGAAGGAAAAGAUUGGUUUCCGAGAUAGAAAGAUUAUAGAAUAUGAAAAUCGAUUGAGGGCAUAUUCAACCCCAGAUAAGAUUUUUCGUUAUUUUGCAACUGUACAAGUAACACAUCUAGACAAUACUGAAGUUUACAUGACGCCUGAUGACUUCUUGAGAUCAAUUACUCCUGGCAUGAGACAACCAGAUGGACUCGGCCUAGACAAGUAUAAACGCUAUGAUCCAAAGAAUAUUCAUACGAAAUUGGAGUUGGCUCUGGACGAGGAUAGCAUCUUUUUUAAACUUGGAAGUGCAGGAUUAAUCACUUUUUCUGAUUACAUAUUUCUGCUUACAGUAUUGUCCACUUCUAGAAGACAUUUUGAAAUUGCCUUCAGAAUGUUUGACUUUAAUGGUGAUGGUGAUGUAGACUCUGAAGAAUUUGGUAAAGUUGCUACUUUAAUUCGACAACAGACUAGUAUUGGUAGUCGUCAUCGUGAUCACGUCACGACUGGUAACAUGUUUAAGGGCGUUAAUUCAGCAUUGACUACAUACUUCUUUGGAUCAAACAUGAAAGGAAAAUUGACAAUCGAGAAGUUUCUCGAGUUUCAACAACAAUUGCAGCAGGAAAUACUUAGCUUAGAGUUUGAACGAAGAAAUCCUGAUGAAAAUGGUAGAAUAAGUGAAGUAGAUUUCACAGAAUUAUUACUUGCUUAUGCUGGCUAUCCUGACAAGAAAAAAGCGAAGAUUAUAAAAACUGUAAAAAAACGCUUCAAAGAGGAAUCUAAAGGAAUCGAUAAAGACGAGUACCUGAAAUUCUUUCACUUUUUAAAUAAUAUUAAUGACGUGGAUACAGCACUGACAUUUUAUCAUAUUGCAGGAGCAUCUAUAGAUCAAGCUACCUUAAAACACGUGGCAAAAACAGUGGCACAUGUUGAUUUGAGUGAUCAUGUUAUACAAGUGGUUUACACAAUUUUUGAUGAGAACAUGGAUGGUCAAUUAAGUAACAAAGAAUUUGUUGCUGUCAUGAAAAAUAGGGUAUUAAGAGGAUUGGAAAAACCGAAAGAUACUGGAUUUGUAAAAUUGAUUGAAUCAAUAGCAAAGUGCUUAAAAAUUACCUACAGCAUGCAUUUCGAAAAUUAAAAUAAAAUUGCAGUUAUAGCUUAAUUUUUUUCUUUAUAAUAAAAACGAAUUUCGAAAUGAAAUUAUCUAACAAUUUAUCUCAUUGAAAUUAUAUGGAUACUGUGUAAUCUAAAAAAGAAAUAAACGUGUGCGAAUAAAAAUA
Messenger RNA from Megachile rotundata (alfalfa leafcutting bee), 1686 nucleotides. It is a transcript of the gene MICU1, whose product is annotated as Mitochondrial calcium uptake 1. The record is from RefSeq and is a predicted model, not a curated record. Gene Ontology annotation, biological process: mitochondrial calcium ion homeostasis; calcium import into the mitochondrion. Lineage: Eukaryota; Metazoa; Arthropoda; Insecta; Hymenoptera; Megachilidae. Gene Ontology annotation, cellular component: uniplex complex. Gene Ontology annotation, molecular function: calcium ion binding.